Molecule: messenger RNA, 561 nt
Organism: Aplosporella prunicola CBS 121167
Lineage: Eukaryota; Fungi; Ascomycota; Dothideomycetes; Botryosphaeriales; Aplosporellaceae
Exons: 1
Source: RefSeq, a predicted model, not a curated record
GCCUGGUUCAACUGCGAAAAAAGCAAAAGAAUAAACACGCGUUCGUGCAUCGUAGGGGCCUGCUUUUCGCCCAUAAAAUGGGAUUCAGAAUGCUUCAACAGGUCAGUGAGCUUCAACGUCUUCUUCGUUUAACCAAGCACCAUUCUACUUCAAUCAAAUCAUGUCUUCUUCAUCCUCCGCCAGUCCCGCGCGCCCUGCUGCUGAACGUGCUCCUGCAGUUAAUAUUGUUGAGGCUCUUCCCCCGCGUCCAUUCAACCCUAAUCGUGCAGUCACUACGUUCAGUAAAGCUUCUAGGGUUACUUUCAACGCCUACGUUAAAGCUGCUCCUAAUCGGAUACAUUUCAGUAAUUAGAAGUAUCACAGCUACUAUUCUCGGAUCCUUAGCACGUAUGGACAGAGUGCGGAACAGUCUAGUUCAACCAGACGCCCCACCGGACUAUUAUGGACUUCGCCUAAUUAGGCACGAUCCAGACCGUCCAGUAAGGGUGUGAAUGGACUCUCGUCUGGUUGAAUAGGACUGUAUCACGAGGUCUUGGCAUGGUGUUGAGCGAAUAUAGCCAU